AUGUCCGAUCAUCGGACGCUGCGACACUGGUGGGCGUAUAGGGUUCACUCUGAGCUCAUUGUGGCGCGUGGUUUGACGGGUAUUGGUGGAGGCGGGAUGAGUACCGUCGUAAGCAUCAUCAUGUCGGAUAUCGUGCCCCUUCGUUCUCGGGGAACAUGGCAAGGCGUUCUCAACAUCAUAUACGCGGCUGGCUCAGCAACUGGAGCUCCUCUUGGUGGUUUUUUGUCUGAUUCGAUUGGGUGGAGAUGGGGUUUCCUCGUUCAAGUGCCCGCCGUUGUCCUGGCAUUCCUCAGCGUCUCCUUUGCCCUUCAUCUUCCGCCUACCACAACUUCCAACCUACGCAACAAACUUGCCCGCGUCGACUUUUCUGGCGCCCUUUCCCUUGUGCUCACGGUCUUCCUCUUGUUAUUUGGGUUAGACCGAGGAGGAAACAUGUCCUGGUCGUCCCCGCUCACAAUCACAACGCUCUCCCUCUCCGUCGCGUUCUUCAUCACAUUCGCUUCAAUCGAGUUGUUCUAUGCAGCGGAGCCCUUCGCUCCCCGCCGAAUCAUUGCCCACCCAUCCCUGAUUUAUGCUUAUUUCGUCAACUUUUUCGGGCUCAUGGCUGGCUUUAGCGCAAUUUUCCAUAUAGCGCUUUUCUACCAGGCGGUGAUGAGGAUGCCUCCCGCCGAGGUGGGCUGGUGGAUGGUGCCCAGCGUUGUCGCCGGCGUCAUUGGAAGUCUUGGUGGUGGAUUGUGGAUACAAUCGACAGGGAAAUAUUACUGGGCUACCGUCUAUGCGUAUCUCGGUAUGGUGGUGGGCAUGGUGGGGACGACGAUUUCUGCGGGGCUUGUGGCAAAGAGCGCCGUCGGAGUUGCAGUAGGCUCGUUUGUCGUUGCGGUGGGGAACGGUAUGGGUGUAACCACCAGCUUGAUCGCUUUGAUCUCCAAUGCUGGCGCCGCAGACCAAGCAAUAGCGACAGCUGUGAGCUAUCUCUUCCGCUCGUUAGGUUCUGUGGUCGGACUCUCGAUCGGAAGUGCUAUUCUGCAAUUAACUCUGCGACGAAUCCUCCAUCGAACGCUGGGUGCGGAUGGGGAUAUCGAUGUCGAUGAGAUCACUGGCACCCGACAAGUCCGUGCCUCGCUCACCUAUAUCGACACCCUCCCGCCACAUAUUGCCCUCCUAGUAAGAGAAGCCUAUGAACGCGCUGUGCUAAACACGAUAUUGUUCUCCACAACGAUGUCGGUCGGUGCUCUGGUGGCGGCAGUCGGGAUUCACGAGAAAAAGAUUACGCCGGGAACCGUUAGCGCGCAGCCUACAGAAGAGGACGAUGAGUAA
Mycena indigotica is the source of this 1317-nucleotide messenger RNA. RefSeq names its product Vacuolar membrane amino acid uptake transporter fnx2. The transcript is spliced from 5 exons. NCBI's taxonomy places the organism in Eukaryota, Fungi, Basidiomycota, Agaricomycetes, Agaricales, Mycenaceae. Gene Ontology annotation, cellular component: fungal-type vacuole membrane. The record is from RefSeq and is a predicted model, not a curated record. Gene Ontology annotation, biological process: basic amino acid transport; transmembrane transport. The coding region runs from base 1 to 1317 and encodes 438 amino acids. Gene Ontology annotation, molecular function: basic amino acid transmembrane transporter activity.